UUGCUGACUUGGUUACUGUUGAAGAUUAUUGGUGUGUGGUCUCUGGUUUUUCUGCCUGUUAAGCAGGAUCCAGUUGUUGGUGGUAAACCUCCUCGUAGCCCCAUCUUGUCCCGGAGGUCCUAUCUGUCACCUCUAAGGGGUCGAAGGCGGUUAGUACAGGAUGCACUCCACGGUGGAGGAGACCCGUACCAGGCUCUUUACAACUACAUACCUCGCAACGAGGACGAGCUGGAGCUGAAGGAGGGGGACAUAGUUGAUGUUAUGGAGAAGUGUGAUGACGGCUGGUUUGUUGGUAAGGUGACAAAAUAUACAGACCUACCAAAAGCAUGCAGAUUAUUUCCAUUAUCCAUUGACUCCAUGAAAAUUUCUCUUAAUUGCUUCUGGAAAUAA
This is a messenger RNA of Menidia menidia (Atlantic silverside), 390 nucleotides long. The record is from the annotation of a GenBank genome assembly. Lineage: Eukaryota; Metazoa; Chordata; Actinopteri; Atheriniformes; Atherinopsidae.